AUGUUACAGAGAGCUGCAAGCAAUGCAUAUUCAUGGUGGUGGGCAAGCCAUAUCAGGACCAAGCAGUCAAAAUGGCUGGAGCAAAACCUUCAAGAUAUGGAGGAAAAGGUGCACAACGUGGUGAAACUCAUCGAAGAGGAUGGGGACUCCUUCGCCAAGAGAGCAGAAAUGUACUACAAAAAAAGGCCAGAGCUCAUACACUUUGUGGAAGAAUCAUACCGAGCUUACCGAGCUUUAGCUGAACGGUAUGACCACAUAUCAACAGAGCUACAAAAUGCCAACACCACCAUUGCUUCUGUUUUCCCAGAACAGGUCCAAUUUGCAAUGGAGGAAGAAGACGAAGAAAGCGUGCCUAGAGUGCAAAAAAGGGCUCCGGAAGUCCCGAAAUCAAAUAUUCCUAUGGUUCCAAAUAUUCCAAAUAAAGAGUUAAAGAGAAUCAUAACAUCAGCUACAAAGAAAUUGCAACCUAAGAAGACAACCAAAGCUGCAGCUGCUGCGACUGCAGUUGCUAAAUCUGGGUUGAGCAAACCCAAGGCACUCGAAGAGAUUGACAAGCUUCAGAAACACAUUCUAGCCCUGCAAACUGAGAAAGAGUUCUUAAAGAGCUCUUAUGAGCAUGGGCUUGAAAAGUACUGGGAAAUUGAGAAUCAGAUUAAGGAAAUGCAAGGGAGAGUUUUCAGUUUGCAAGAUGAAUUCAGUGAGGGCAUGGUCAUUGAAGAUGGCGAGGCUCGGAGAUUGAUGGCAGCAGCCGCUUUGAAAUCAUGUGAAGAGACAUUGGCUCAGUUGCAGGUGAAACAGGAGAUAGCGGCUGAGGAAGCAAGAACUGAGUUCAAUCGGAUUAGGGCUGUCAGGGAGAAGUUUGAGAGUCUCAAGGCUGAGUUUCAUAGUGAUCAGAUUAAUCAGGAAAAGCCACAUGCUGCAAAUGGGUCUAUGAAUGUGGUACAAGAGUUAACAAGCUUAGACGAAGAAGCGGACAUUGUGACACGAGAGAGACAGGAAUUGGAGUUGUUACGUGAGAAGAUGAAGGAAAACUUUGAGGCUGGGGCCAAUGAAUCUCUCGGUGUGACAGAGAUGGUGGAGAAGAUAGACGAGCUUGUGAAUAAGGUGAUCAGCUUAGAAACUGCGGUUUCAUCGGAGACUGCUCUUGUGAAGAGAUUAAGAACAGAAACCGAUGAGCUUCAAGCACAAAUUCGAACCUUGGAAGAUGAUAAGGCAACUCUAAUUCAUGGGUCAAACAAUAUCAGCAACAAGCUGAAAGAAAUGGAGGAAAAGUUGUACACUGUUCAGGACCUAAACCGCAGUUUUAAAAGCCAGAAUAACAAUCUCCAAACACAUUUCAGUGAAGCACGCUGUAAUCUUGAUCACCUUUCUGAGAAAUUGCAAAGCGUGAAGGUAGAUGAGGAGCUUGAGCUUACAGGUCCAUCACAAAAAGAAGAGGAGUCUCUAGGUGAAGCCAACUUGCUGAAAGAGUUCAAAGCACAAGAAGAUGCACUGAAUCCUGAUGAUGUUUCCAAGAAACUGCAGGGUGUGAAGCUAGAUGAAAAGCUCGAUGCUACGGGUGCAUUACAGAAAGAAGAGGGAUCAGCAGCUGAAAUCAGAUCACAAAACGAGACAUUGAAUCCUGGCGAGGGUUCUGCAAAAGCUAACGAUGCUCUCAGUACUUCUGCUGAAAAUGGUGAAUCCCAGGCAAAUAAUGGCCCUAAUAGUUUAUCAGAGAAAGGUCAGGGCCUGAUAUUGCAGGACGAAGAUGAUAAGCCAAAUUCAUUGAAGACAGUUGAUAGUCUUCUCACUGUUGAACCAGAGGAAGAGGAAACAGUUCAAGAAGAUGAGCCAGACUGGAAGCAAAUGUUUUUGAAUGGAUUGGAGGAUAGAGAAAAAGUUCUACUGAUAGAGUACACCGCAACUCUUCGCAAUUACAAGGAUGUCAAGAAAAAGCUUCUUGAAGUAGAGAAGAAAAUUCAGGACGGCAAUUUUGACACGACGUUACAGCUAAAAGAACUGAAGAGUGCUAAUGCAAUGAAGGAAGAAGAGAUUAAAUCAUUGCAUCAGAAAAUAAACCUUCUGCUGAAAUGUUUCGACGGAAAUGAGGACGUAAAAGACUCCACAGGUUCAGACUUGCCACAGACGUCUAAUUCAUUGGAUGAUGUAAAUUUUGAACCUAAAGCAGGAAUCGAAACAUCAACUGCAACUGAAACCUUGAUGACUCUGGCAACAGAGAAACAUGACAUCAAGGCGAUUCUAAUUGACCAAAGUGAUACUAUGUCAGCAAUUGAAGAAAAGCUCCGAAUGCACAUUGAUGAACUGCUAGAGGAGAACUUGGAUUUCUGGUUAAAAUUCAGCACCUCAUUCCAUGAGAUACAGAAAUUCGAAACUGGAAUCAAGGAUUUACAGGAUGAGAUAUUGAAACUUGAGGGAAAAGGAAAGAAGCUAGAGGCAAGUAUUACUGCAAAAUAUGCUCUGAAAUCAGAUGUACGGCCAAUAUACAAGCACUUGAGAGAAAUACGGACUGAACUAACUGUCUGGCUUGAGAAAAGCGAAUUACUGAAAGAUGAACUACAGUGCAGAUUCUCCUCUUUGUGCAACAUCCAAGAAGAAAUAACAACAGCUUUAAAGGAGAGUGCUGAAGAAUAUGAAUUCAAGUUCACAAGCUAUCAAGCUGCAAAGUUUCAAGGUGAGGUCUUGAACAUGAAACAAGAGAAUAACAAGGUUGCAGAUGAAUUGCAAGCAGGUUUAGAUCAUGUGACAGCCCUCCAACUUGAACUUGAGAAGACUCUGGCAAAGUUGGAUGAGGAAUACGGGUUUUCUGGAUCGAAGAAGGAGGAAGAAAGUCCCCAGCUGGGACACGGACACAGUCGAAACCGCAUUCCUUUGCGGUCAUUCAUCUUUGGUGUCAAAUCAAAGAAACAAAAGCCAUCAAUCUUCUCCUGCAUGAACCCAGCAAUGCAUAGGAAGUAUCAUGGUAUGAAAGCAGCAGGACCCCAGUUGUAAAUUGUUCUAAUUCUUUUGCUCAGAUUCAUUUUUAUUUCUUUUUCCCUAUUUUUUAGAGUAUUUUGACAAGAGAUAAACGAUUUCUUUCUUCUCUUUUUGGUUUUGAACUGGUGAAAUUAUG
Molecule: messenger RNA, 3109 nt
Organism: Corylus avellana
Lineage: Eukaryota; Viridiplantae; Streptophyta; Magnoliopsida; Fagales; Betulaceae
Product: protein NETWORKED 2D-like
Molecular function (GO): actin binding
Source: RefSeq, a predicted model, not a curated record